This is a messenger RNA of Helianthus annuus (common sunflower), 1710 nucleotides long. RefSeq names its product U-box domain-containing protein 26. Gene Ontology annotation, biological process: protein ubiquitination. The coding region runs from base 48 to 1295 and encodes 415 amino acids. The transcript is spliced from 2 exons. The record is from RefSeq and is a predicted model, not a curated record. Gene Ontology annotation, molecular function: ubiquitin protein ligase activity. Lineage: Eukaryota; Viridiplantae; Streptophyta; Magnoliopsida; Asterales; Asteraceae.
CUAUAAUAUAAUUGCAUAUAUUAUAAGCGAAAAAAAGGUAGGAAAACAUGCCUGUUAGCUUAGAACCGUUGGAUGUUGGUGUACAGAUCCCAUACCAUUUCAGAUGUCCAAUUUCUCUUGAGCUUAUGAGAGAUCCGGUUAUUGUAAACACCGGUCAGACCUACGACCGGUCUAGCAUCGAGUCAUGGGUGGCGACUGGUAACACCACAUGCCCGGUCACACGUCUUCCUCUAACCGACUUCACUUUUAUACCUAACCACACACUCCGACGGCUCAUUCAGGACUGGUGUGUGGCGAACCGCUCGUACGGCGUUGAACGGAUUCCGACGCCAAAACAACCGGCGGAUCCGGUGACGGUCCGGUUGUUACUCAGCCAGGCUGCCUCCGAGUCUAACACUAGGCAUGCCAGGCUCUCCGCGUUACGGCGUCUGCGUGGAUUGGCACGUGACUCGGAGCAUAACCGUUCGGUGAUCUCAACGCAUAACGCACGUGACGUCCUCAUUGGCAUAUUGUUCUCUGAAUCGAAAGCUAACUCACUGGAGUUGAAUCUGGAGGCGUUAACGAUUCUAUCUUCCUUUUCGCUUUCUGAAUCGGAGUGUGCUAUGGUUACCUUAGAUCCAGAUCGGAUUUCCUAUAUUAUUUCUCUCUUAUCGCAUUCUUCGAUUGAAGUUAGGAUUAAUUCGGCGGCGUUGCUUGAAAACAUCAUCGCCGGAACGAGAUUGCCGGAAAACAGAGCAGAAAUCAGCAAUCGCGAUGAGGUUUUCGAACGUGUAAUCGAAAUUCUGAACUAUCCGCUAACUUAUCCGCGAGCGAUGAAAGUCGGAAUCAAGGCGUUAUUCGCGUUAUGUUUGGUGAAGCAACACCGUCAUAAGGCGGUGGAUGCCGGAGCGGUGGAGGCGAUAAUCAAUCGGCUGCCGGAUUUCGAGAAAUGCGACGCCGAGAGAGCGCUGGCGACGGUGGAGCUGUUAUGCCGAAUACCUGAAGGAUGUGCUGCGUUUGCGUCUCACGCGCUUACCGUACCUCUGUUAGUAAAAAUAAUUCUGAAAAUAUCCAAUCGAGCUACGGAGUACGCUGCCGGAGCACUGCUAUCGCUGUGCACGGCGGCGGAGCGGUUACAGCGGGAGGCGGUGGCGACCGGAUUGUUGACGCAGUUGUUGUUGCUUGUACAGAGUGAUUGUACGGAACGUGCAAAGAGAAAAGCGCAAAUGCUGUUGAAAUUGCUCCGGGAUUCGUGGCCGGAAAAGUGUGCCGGAAAUUCGGAUGGUUUUGCGUGCUGCGACGUCGUUCGGUUUUGAAUCUUUUUUGUUUGUUUGUGGAUGAAACAAAAAUAAGUUUUUUUUUAAAAAAAUGAAAGAAAAUUAAGGUUCUAGAAGGUGGUGGGGUAUAUAAAAGAUUUGAGGGAGAAUUUGUAUGCAAGAAAUUUUGUUGGUAAUGGAAAACUUGAAGGUUAGUUUUGCAAUUUGCACUUUUCUGUUUAUAGAAGUUAUUCACUUAAUUGGAAUAUGUUAAUUGUAUGGUCGUUUUCAUGUAGUUGAAACUGAACCGAAAGGACCUUUAUUUGUGCUCAAUUCACCGAGCCGAAAAUCGAACGAGCAUUGUCCGAGCAUUAAUUUUUUGAGCGAGUGUCGAGCAAGCGACGAGCAAUUUUGUUAGCCACAUUGUAUCCUGUUUGAAUUUGCAGAGAAUUAUAAUGAAAAUGUUGGGUUUCAA